Messenger RNA from Trematomus bernacchii (emerald rockcod), 1845 nucleotides. Its product is annotated as MAGUK p55 subfamily member 4-like. NCBI's taxonomy places the organism in Eukaryota, Metazoa, Chordata, Actinopteri, Perciformes, Nototheniidae. The transcript is spliced from 19 exons. Gene Ontology annotation, molecular function: protein binding. Gene Ontology annotation, cellular component: plasma membrane; adherens junction. The record is from RefSeq and is a predicted model, not a curated record. Bases 1 to 1845 code for a protein of 614 amino acids.
AUGAGACAAACUAUAGAUGAAGGUGUCAGUGAGGUGCUCUCCUGUGUGGUGGAGGAUGUCGGUCACGCUGUCAGCAGAAACGUUGGCGGCGCUGAGCUUCUUCACGAGCUCCUGAACGCCCCGUGGCUACGCUCUCUGCUGCAGAUUUACGAGUGCCUGUUGGAUUUCGAGAUGUUGACCCCCACACCUCUCCUGCCUUACGCCUCAGGACUCUCACAUGAGAUCAUGUCUGCAGUUCAGAUGAUCCAACAUCCGUCAGCUGAAGCCAGAGAGCUGCACUGCCUGCUGAGCUCACCUCACAUCCAGGCGCUGCUCUCCUCCCACGACAGUGUAGCGCAGGCGGACUUCGGGCCGGUGUUGCCUCCUCUUCCUGACGACAUGGCGGAGGACGAGGAGGCCAUGAGGAUCGUCUGUCUGGUGAAGAACAACCAGCCGCUGGGCGCGACGAUAAGGAGAGACGAGGAGACGGGAGCCAUCUACAUCGCGAGGGUGAUCCACGGAGGCCUGGCCGACCGCAGCAGACUCCUCCACGCUGGGGAUCUGCUGGUGGAGGUGAACGGGAACCCGGUUGCCGGUCUGGAGCCGGAGCAGGUCAUCCAGAUACUGAUGAACUCCCAUGGAACGAUCCUGUUUAAAGUCAUUCCUGAUGCAGCGCAGAGCAGCGGAAACAGCCAGAAGACGGUGUUCAUGAAGGCGAUGGUGGACUACUGCCCCCUGCUGGACACCUGCAGCCCCUGCCCCCCUGCAGGCAUGAUGUUCAGCAGAGGAGAGCUGCUGCAGGUCGUGGAUCAGAGCGACGCCAGGUGGUGGCAGGCUAGGAAGAUAAGCUCCUCCCCCAUGAAGAUAAGCUCCUCCCCCUCCUCUUCCUCCACCUGUGCCGGGAUCAUCCCCUCCGCUAGCAUGCUCCGGAGUAAACAGAGGGAGAAUUGGUGGUCUCAGCCCCUUCAGGUUCACACCUGCAUCAAACCCCUGACCGUGGGAGGAAGCGCCGAUAACAUUCAAACACCUGCUGAUGAACACCUCCCGGCAACAGACGAGGCGGACUCUGAUGUUACCGAUGGGAUUUACCUCGCUGGUUUCCGGCGUAGUUUCCGUCUGUGGAGGCGCACGUCGUACAGAAGGAGGCGUCAGUCCUGCAGCUCCUGCUCCCCCGACACCAGCUCCCUCUGCCCCCCCUACGAGGAGGUGGCUCUGUACCAGCGCCCCCCCCAGGAGAACCACCGCCUCAUCAUCCUGCUCGGUGCGACCCGGGUUGGAGUGAAUGAACUGAGGAAGAGUCUGAUCAAACUGAACCCGUCCAGCUUCCAGAGUCCCGUCCCUCACACCACUCGUCCAAUGAAAGCGGGAGAGCAGACAGGAAGAGAAUAUCACUUCAUCACCAGAGAGCUGUUCGAGUACAUGGUCUGUAACCACAGGUUUGUAGAGUACGGAGAGUUUAAAGGUCAGCUCUACGGGACGAGCACCGACUCCAUCGAUGACGUCCUGAGACAAGCACGGAUGUGCAUCAUCGACGUGGAGCCACACAGCAUCCAGCCGCUGCGCUCAAAGAAGCUGAAGCCGUUCGUGAUCUUCAUCAAACCUCCGGCCGCCGACCGGCUCAGAGAAACUCGGAGAAACGCCCGAAUCCUGUCGAGCUGCAGAGAGACACGAGAGUUCAGAGAGGAGGACUUUGUGGAUCUGGAGGAAACGUCCCGUCUCAUCGAAGAAAAAUACAAACAGUUCUUUGACUUCACGCUGGAGAACAACGAGCUGCAAGAAUCCUGCAGGAAACUCUGCUCCAUCAUAAAGGAGGCGCAGGAGGAGGAGCAGUGGAUACCAGUCAGCUGGAGCAGAGAGGAGGAGUGA